Molecule: messenger RNA, 2997 nt
Organism: Hypomesus transpacificus
Lineage: Eukaryota; Metazoa; Chordata; Actinopteri; Osmeriformes; Osmeridae
Gene: lamp1b
Product: lysosomal associated membrane protein 1b
Exons: 6
Coding region: 291-1034 (247 amino acids)
Cellular component (GO): membrane
Source: RefSeq, a predicted model, not a curated record
UGCUCUCGUCUUGAUCACAUGACCACAGACUCAUUUUUUCCCUUGUGCAGCAGCAGUGAGCAGAAAUCAGAUGAUUGUCCUGUGUAUCCGAUAUUAAGACUGUAUUUGCGGAAAACAGUUAAACAACUAUCUAAAGAGAAAUAGUCUGCUGGAUCCCUGCGUUUGAAAGGAUAGUGCUGGCACGCAUUGAAGCUAGUCUAGUUGAACUGAAGCGUGACUAAGUAGAUUCUAGCUUGCUGACCGUCCUGCGUUUAGUCGUGUUUGUGUUUUGACUUGCCUUUGAUAGAAACAUGAUACAUCCCAACCGCAAACAACCAGUAUCCCUCGGGAUUCUGUUAAUUGGCCUACUAGCUGCCUUCUUGCACCCGAGUGUCGCCACAGAUGCCCCCCCCACCGCCCCCCCCCUGACAGACCCUGGGAGGCCGGACAGGGGCAACUACACGGUAGUCAAUGGCAACGGAACAGCUUGUCUGAUUGCUCGUAUGGGCCUGCAGCUCAAUGUCAGCUUCAGCUCUGCCACCCUGAAUAAGACUGUGCUGGAUGUGAUGAAUCUACAGCCCAACGUGACCAAGAGCUCAGGGUCAUGUGAGGCCGACAGCGCCACCUUGCUGCUGAUCGCUGAAGAGGAGAAGACCAACCUCACCUUCCUCUUCUCACUGAACACCACAUCCAGUAAGUACCAUCUGAGUGGAGUGACCCUGUCUGCUGUUUGGCCGGAUAUGAGUGAGCCUUUCAGAGCCAGUAACGGCAGUCUGGACUACCUGAGAGCCUCCCUGGGAAGGUCCUACAUGUGUCGGGAAGAGCAGACUCUGGCCGUGGUCCAGGAGUUCUCGCUCAACACCUUCCAGCUGCAGGUGCAGCCUUUUGCCCUCACUGGGGACAUAUUUGGAGAAGCCGAGGAGUGUCAGCUGGACGAGGAUGACAUGCUGAUCCCCAUCAUCGUGGGCGCCGCCCUGGCCGGCCUGGUCCUCGUCGUCCUGGUCGCCUACCUCAUCGGCAGGAAGAGGAGCCAUGCUGGUUACCAGACCAUCUGAGGCACUUCCUGUCACCUGAUGCCCUCCAUGCCAAUAGAGCGCAACACCCCCUUCCCAACCCACCUGUUACGCCCACCGCUACUAACCGCCAUGUAUCAAAGACUGAUUGGUCAAUCCUUCCCCAAGCUCCGCCUCCAGCCUGACUUUAAACCCACUCCCUCAACACUCGCUAACUACUCCCAUUUUGUUUUGUGGUCAAUUAGUGCUUUAAGGACUGAACUGCUCUUUUGUAUGAAAUGGGAAUUGGGUGAUGAUGUUUUAAGAAGUGACGACAUUCUUCAGAUUCCUGCUAGGGGACUGAGCAGGUGGGAGGGUUGGAGUGCCUAUGCCAUCCCAUGGUACAUAAUCACAUGCUGUGUAUAGACUAGUUUAGUAUCUUAUAUUAUGCUUCUGUUUUUGGUUUCUGACCAAUGGGAUUCUGAAGGACUGCCCGCACAAGUCUUGCUGCUGCUUUUACUCAUUUUUAUUAAUUGUUAUUUUUGUGUCUUUUUUUUGUUGUUUGUUUUGGUGGCCAUUGUCGGUCACAUGGUCGAGGAGCUGUUGUUACUCCUGUGUAAAGGGAAUACUAUGACUGGCUGUGGCUGCCAGCCCGUCCCAUCCACAAAGAGUUAAGACUUCCUAAAGGACGCCGUUUGCUAUGUUUGGACUGAACAGUUGCGUCUUUGUGUGUAUAUUUAAUUAUCAACGCUUCAAAGUCAGGUAUGUGUACAGUAAUCAGCCAGAAUGCCUCCCACGCUUCUACAAGGAUCUGUAUUAACUCAUCUCGAAACAGGAGUGCUGGGAUAGGUAGGGUGAAACAGGAGUGCUGGGAUAGGUAGGGUGUAUGUUAGCGUUGUAUGGUAGGGUGUAUGUUAGCGUUCCUUUAUUAGAUCAUAUUGCCGGGUAGAGGACACCCCCUCUAGAUCAGCCCUCUCAUUCCGAGGUGGAGGAAAUAGCAGGCUGACACCCUGAGCUGGGCGACCAUAUGCAGACUGGGUACAGAGGUGUUUGCUGUGGAUAAGGUCCCCAACACGGCAGAGGGACCUCAGGGGAUUAUCUCACUCAUUGACUUCAGUGGGUGGGAGUGUUCAUGCUGUAGAGAGGGCCAUUUCAUGCCUGCUGACUCGCAGAGUGUGGUCAGCAAGGUUGGAGCUUUGUCAUUCCAUUCAGACUGAACUGUGGGAGUAGGCGUUAUGCAUAUUGACAGGGUUCUGUGAGUUUCCUCAUUGGAUUCGCCCAUACUGUGUACGUACUGUCAGUAACCACAGACACAAACUAUAUUAGACAGGGUUAAAAGUGUGUUCGACCCAGGGUACAAGUGAAGGAUGUUUGCUGGAUAACUGGUUUUUCUAAUUGACCAUGGUACAACAUGUUUUUGUAAACAUGACCGGUUAUUUUCCGUUGAGUGACUUAAGCUGCACAAAGAGGAAGUGGUUUCAAUUGUUUAGAUGAACGGUACUUCUACACUGUUUGGAUUUAGUGAUCGUAGUAACAUGGUAUUGAGACGAGGGCUGUUUGAGGAAGAUUCUUGGUUCUCCUAACCUGAUAGACUAAGCUGAAUGUACAUGUCCACUAUAUGCCCAUCUGUUAUACCAGGACCCCUUUCCCCCUCUUCCUAAAAAGCCAACAUUUAACUUCCCUCCAUGCCAAAUGUGAUCCGUGCCCACCUCCCCUCAAGUUUGACACGUGUCACGGGGAUUGUCAUGUUCCUGAAUCCUACACUCCCAAUCCUGUUUCCCUCCUGGACGCUGUGUUCAGCUGAGCCAGGGACGUUUGGUGAAUAGAUUUGCCUGAGCAUUUGACUUGAUAAUAGAAGAUGCUUUAUUAGGAGUGAAAAGGGGAAGUGUAAAAAAAAAAUAACUAAACACAAACAUUCUGCCCCACAUAUAGAAAUGUUGAUGUCCAUUGCUAACAAUUAAUAGGGUUUUAAUUUAUUUUUACUUUUAACAGGCUGAAAUGAAUAAAGUGAAAAGAAAAAAUCCUA